AUGAUCGGGAUUAUGAAUUGCGGUUCCGAUUCGUCGGUUGAGUUCUACGCAAGCAAUCGUCAAAGUUCUCUAUAUCAGCAUAAAACCUCGAAGGAUAGCAGAACUUAUACGCCAGAAGGUCGGGUUCUCAUUAAUGGUAAGCCAGAAAUCCCAGAAACUCCUGAUGAUUUGUGGCGUUCACUAAUAUGUAGAGCGAUCACUACUAGGGUUAUGAAAGACCCUGAUUCGCCGCCAAAGGAAUCUGGUCCAUUGGCCGUCAUACGCCGGUUCUCGUCCCGUCUUGGAAUUCGCAGUAAUCGUGGUUCUGUGGAGAAAAAAACGAUGGAGAAAAAUGAUGAAAACGACAAUGAUACCGAAACCGGUGAAAAUAAUCAAAGUGGUGGCGAUGAAAAUGGCGAAAAUGGUGGUGAUGUCGAAAAGAAGGACAACCAUGUCACGAUUAUCAAAGUGAAAGCUAUGCAUCGAAAGAAAGAUGGUGAUGACGAUGAAGAGAAGGAGCACAGUGGCGACGAAAGUGAUCGGGAGGAAUUCCGCAUCUAUGCUCAUGACAGUAUACUGAAGCGUUUGAUGGAGGAGAAAGCAAUGAUUGAGAAAGAGAUGGGUGAUGCGGGCGAUAUUGAAAUGGAAUGGGCAAAGGACAAGAGCAGGGUUAGCGUCAACGAAGAUCACGACAUGAUUAUCGAAAGACUUUGA
Messenger RNA from Haemonchus placei, 693 nucleotides. The record is from the annotation of a GenBank genome assembly. Lineage: Eukaryota; Metazoa; Nematoda; Chromadorea; Rhabditida; Trichostrongylidae.